GGAAGGAGGGCGCGCGCCGGACCCUGGCCGUGCAGCCAUGAACCUGGAGCGGCUGCGGAAGCGCGUCCGGCAGUACCUGGACCAGCAACAGUAUCAGAGUGCUCUAUUUUGGGCAGAUAAAGUAGCUUCACUUUCUCAUGAGGAACCCCAGGACAUUUACUGGUUGGCUCAGUGUCUUUACCUGACAGCGCAGUAUCAUAGAGCAGCUCAUGCACUUCGGUCACGGAAACUGGACAAAUUGUAUGAAGCGUGUCGCUACCUUGCAGCUAGAUGCCAUUUUGCUGCUAAAGAACAUCAGCAGGCUCUUGAUAUUCUUGAUAUGGAGGAGCCGAUCAACAAAAGGCUAUUUGAGAAAUGCUUAAAGGAUGAAAGUGGCUUGAAAGACCCCUCCAGUGACUGGGAAAUGUCACAGUCCUCAAUAAAGAGUUCUAUUUGUCUUUUACGAGGGAAAAUCUACGAUGCUCUAGAUAACCGAACUCUUGCUACCUACAGCUAUAAGGAAGCUUUGAAGCUUGAUGUCUACUGCUUUGAAGCAUUUGAUUUGUUAACAUCACACCACAUGUUGACAGCCCAAGAAGAAAAAGAACUUCUUGAAUCACUACCUCUUAGCAAACUCUGUACUGAAGAGCAAGAAUUGCUGCGUUUUCUAUUCGAGAACAAAUUAAAAAAGUAUAAUAAGCCCAGUGAAAGUGUUAUUCCUGAGUCUGUAGAUGGUUUGCAGGAGAAUCUGGAUGUGGUCGUGUCUUUAGCCGAAAGACAUUAUUAUAACUGUGAUUUUAAAAUGUGCUACAAGCUUACUUCUGUAGUAAUGGAAAAAGAUCCUUUCCAUGCAAAUUGUUUACCUGUGCAUAUAGGGACACUUGUGGAGCUGAAUAAAGCAAAUGAACUUUUCUAUCUUUCUCAUAAAUUGGUGGAUUUAUAUCCUAGUAAUCCUGUGUCUUGGUUUGCAGUGGGAUGCUAUUAUCUCAUGGUCGGUCAUAAAAACGAACAUGCCAGAAGAUACCUCAGCAAAGCCACGACGCUUGAGAAGACCUAUGGGCCGGCUUGGAUAGCAUACGGGCAUUCGUUUGCAGUUGAGAGUGAACACGACCAAGCAAUGGCUGCUUACUUCACAGCAGCACAGCUGAUGAAAGGGUGUCAUUUGCCAAUGCUCUAUAUUGGAUUAGAAUAUGGAUUGACCAAUAACUCAAAAUUAGCUGAACGAUUCUUUGGCCAAGCUCUAAGCAUUGCACCAGAAGAUCCUUUUGUUAUGCAUGAGGUUGGUGUGGUUGCCUUCCAGAAUGGAGAAUGGAAAACAGCAGAAAAAUGGUUUCUCGAUGCUUUGGAAAAAAUUAAAGCAAUUGGGAAUGAGGUGACAGUUGACAAAUGGGAACCUUUGCUGAACAACUUGGGGCAUGUCUGCAGAAAGCUUAAAAAGUACGCCGAAGCCUUGGACUACCACCGCCAGGCGCUGGUGCUCAUUCCUCAGAACGCGUCCACCUACUCUGCCAUAGGCUACAUCCAUAGUCUGAUGGGCAACUUUGAAAAUGCCGUGGACUAUUUCCACACAGCCCUUGGUCUUAGGCGAGAUGAUACAUUUUCUGUUACAAUGCUCGGUCAUUGCAUUGAAAUGUACAUUGGUGAUUCUGAAGCUUAUAUUGGAGCAGACAUUAAAGACAAAUUAAAAUGUUAUGACUUUGAUGUGCAUACAAUGAAGACAUUAAAAAACAUUAUUUCACCUCCAUGGGAUUUCAGGGAAUUUGAGGUAGAAAAACAGACUGUGGAAGAAGCAGGGCUUGCACCACUGGAAACCUCAAGGAAAACCCCAGAUUCCAGACCUUCCUUGGAAGAAACCUUUGAAAUUGAAAUGAAUGAAAGUGACAUGAUGCUGGAGACAUCUAUGUCAGACCAUAGUACAUGAUUCCACGUGGGUCCCAGUUCCACUUUGUCCUGGAGCUGGUCAGCAUUUUUCCUCACAUCUUUACAUCCUUGUCAUAGCUUAAGAAUUUCCCAUUUUUUGGAGUUUUCUUGUGCAGCAGGUUAGGGAUCUGGUGGUGUCUCUGUGGUGCGGGUCCAGUUCCUGCCGUGGAACUUUGGCGUGCUGCACGCGAGGCCGGGAAAAAAGAGAGAGAGAGUUCCCACUUCUCAGCAUGCAUCCAGACCAAAUCUCUACAUCUAGGAGUGGAGACCUGUUUUAAGAGACUGCAUUGCCCACUUUGCAACAGAUUUUUUCUGAUCCUACGAAAUAAUUAUACGAAGUGAAAUAAAGAAGGUAAACCAUC
Molecule: messenger RNA, 2261 nt
Organism: Sus scrofa (pig)
Lineage: Eukaryota; Metazoa; Chordata; Mammalia; Artiodactyla; Suidae
Gene: CDC16
Product: cell division cycle 16
Biological process (GO): cell division; positive regulation of mitotic metaphase/anaphase transition; protein ubiquitination
Cellular component (GO): cytoplasm; anaphase-promoting complex
Molecular function (GO): protein binding
Source: RefSeq, marked provisional